AUGAGAUCAAUUUUUUUCUUAGGAGUGGCAUCGGUGUUAUUGGUGGGGGUUCAGGCAUUAGUUGUGACGGUCUCAACUACAACCACCAUAUCUACAACGAAUUUUAUUCAGCCAGCAACAAAUACUUUUAGUGUUGAGUCCACAGGUACCAUAUUAGCUCCUAGUGCACGUGUAUUUCAGUUUGGAGACGAUUUGUGGAACCAUGGUGAGAUUGACAUUGACUUCAACGGCAUUUCCACCGUGAACGUUCGCCGGGCAACCAACUAUGCCUCAGGAAAGUUCUAUAUCGACACAACAGGAAGUUUGGAUUAUGACAACGCUUACAUCUUCAUCAAUAAUGGACUUGUGCAUUUCAGUGCCGCUAUCAUUGAUAUCAACUUGGCCAAAUUGUCCGCAGGUUACUACACUUCUAACUCUGCGGGUGCCACCUGGGAAGUGCUGAGCACUGGCUUUCUCAGCUUCUUUGCACCUCUGUAUAUUGAAAACCAGGGUACGUUUCUGUUCCAAGCUGCUGGAAGAGGUGACAUCAGAAUUGAUAAUCUUGUGAAUGGUGGUACUUUCACAGUCAAUGUACAGAGUACAAACGAUUAUUUGUACUUCGGAUCAUUAACGAAUUCCGGACACUUCACCUACAAUUUUGGAACUAGUGCUGGUCUACCAAUGGACAUGGGUGGUACAUUAUUCAACUCUGGAGAUUUGACGGUCGCUGGUACCACCGGAAGUCCAGAAUUUGACCAAGCUGGUGUCGUUACAAAUGAAGGAAGCAUUUGUCUCAAACAUGUGCGGUUUGAUCAAUCUGAAGAUGUUGUUGGAAGCGGCUGUUGGACAAUGUCCGACUCUGCCUAUUUCAGGUUGGAGCUCGGAUUCACGACUUCAGGUACGCAGAUCUUUUACCUCGAUGACCUCACAGCCAGCUUAUUUCUCAAGAAUAUAGUUACUAAUGGCCUUGUUUACGAGCUCUAUGGAGUAAGAAGUGGUCACACCUUCAUUUCUGGAGGUGGAGCCCUGGCGGCUUAUACAUCUUAUAGUGCGUUGAAUGGCAUUUUGACGGUUGGACAGUCGGCCUCUAGAAAUGUUCUUUUCCAUAUUGGGCAGGGAUAUAACCCAGCAGGAUUUACUGUCUCUGGUGGUCAAGUAACGUAUGUUGGACCAGUACCCGCUCGUGACGUCCCAACCAAAUGUGCUUGCGCUCUGCCUGUUGUUCCAGUAUCUUCCUCAGAUAUCGAAACUUCUUCAGACUCUGAAACUUCUUCCAGAAUUGAGAUUUCGUUGUCAUCUUCAGAGUCGUCAUCUUCAGAGUCGUCAUCUUCAGAGUCGUCAUCUUCAGAGUCGUCAUCUUCAGAGUCGUCAUCUUCAGAGUCGUCAUCUUCAGAGUCGUCAUCUUCAGAGUCGUCAUCUUCAGAGUCGUCAUCUUCAGAGUCGUCAUCUUCAGAGCCGUCAUCUUCAGAGUCGUCAUCUUCAGAGUCGUCAUCUUCAGAGUCGUCAUCUUCAGAGUCGUCAUCUUUAGAGCCGUCAUCUUCAGAGUCGUCAUCUUCAGAGUCGUCAUCUUCAGAGUCGUCAUCUUCAGAGUCGUCAUCUUUAGAGUCGUCAUCUUCAGAGUCGUCAUCUUCAGAGUCGUCAUCUUUAGAGUCGUCAUCUUCAGAGUCGUCAUCUUCAGAGUCGUCAUCUUCAGAGUCGUCAUCUUUAGAGCCGUCAUCUUCAGUGUCGUCAUCGGAGGCGUCACCAUCAUCAUCGUCAGAAACUGAAACUGCUACAUCAUCCGAUACUGAAAUAGUAUAUGAGACGUCUUCCUCAUCCGUGACAUCAUUCGAAACAUCAUUCGAGACAUCAUCGGAGACAUCAACAUCAUCAUUUGCUUCAGAAAAAUCGUCGGAGUCAUUAUCAUCAUCAUCAUCGGAGAUAUCAGCAUCAAUGGAUUUUGAAACUUCAUCCGAUAGUGAAGUAUAUUUAAGCAGUGAGUUAUUAUCAGAAAGCGAGACAUCUUUAGAGUCUCAGACCUCUUCAGAGAUAAAAACAGAAACACCUUCAGACUCUGAUUCGAACACAGACACCGAGAUAUCAUCAGAAACCGGCACAUCUUUUGAGACCAAUUUCUCACAAAACAGCUCAUCUUCAGAUACUGAAAAAAAAUCAACUUCAGACACAGAAAACUCUUCAAAUGAGUCGUCUUCAAGAAUUGAGUCAACUUCAGAGGCUGAGGCCUCUUCAGACACAGAAACUCAAGCUGAAACUGAGGUAUCAUCAGCAGAAACUACUUCGGACAACGAGACUUCCACACACACAUCUGCAUUAGAGACCUCGUCAGGAACAGAGACACUUCCUUCCUCAGCAACCAAGACAUCGUCUCCAGAUCAAGAGAGCACUUUGUCUUCGGAGACAGAAACAUUGUCGGACACCGAGACGUCAACGGACUUCGAUUCUUCUUCCCAUACUGAGACAUUUUCAGAGUUUGAGACUUCCUUAAACCCUGAGGUUUCUUCGGACACAGAUACUUCAUCUCAUACUUUCAAUACCUCGGAGACCCAGGUUUCUCCCGAAAUUUCCACGCAUUCUGAGACAGAUACAGGGAAUUCUUUGACCAAGACAUCUUCCGAUACAGCAUCUUCUACAGAUACUAGUACGCCUUCCGAUAGUGCUGUAUUUUCUGAUUCCGAGAUAGCCUUGGAAAACGAAACCUCUACUGACCUUGAAAUCUCCUCGAGUGAACUCGCUCCGGGCUUGACCUCCUACAUUACUACAUGGACUACCUCCAACUCUGAUGGCUCUGAGCAAACUGAAUCAGGAAUUGUCAUUGUAACCACUGAUUCUGCAGGGUCUUUGUACACUACAACUUCCGAGUUUGAUGUAUCGACGCUGGGGAUUGUAAUUUGUAGAAGAGAUGAAGAUGACUGCAUUUCGUUGACUACGUUCACUACAACUUGGACAACGACUCAUUCCGAUGGAUCAGUUGAGACGGAGUCUGGUGUUGUGAUUGUCACUGCUGAUUCUGCUGGCUCGUUGUACACCACUACAUCUGAAUUUCCUAAUUCACUUGGAGGCUUGACUACGUUCACUACAACUUGGACAACGACUCAUUCCGAUGGAUCAGUUGAGACGGAGUCUGGUGUUGUGAUUGUCACUACUGAUUCUGCUGGCUCGUUGUACACCACUACAUCUGAAUUUCCUAAUUCACUUGGAGGCUUGACUACGUUCACUACAACUUGGACAACGACUCAUUCCGAUGGAUCAGUUGAGACGGAGUCUGGUGUUGUGAUUGUCACUGCUGAUUCUGCUGGCUCGUUGUACACCACUACAUCUGAAUUUCCUAAUUCACUUGGAGGCUUGACUACGUUCACUACAACUUGGACAACGACUCAUUCCGAUGGAUCAGUUGAGACGGAGUCUGGUGUUGUGAUUGUCACUGCUGAUUCUGCUGGCUCGUUGUACACCACUACAUCUGAAUUUCCUAAUUCACUUGGAGGCUUGACUACGUUCACUACAACUUGGACAACGACUCAUUCCGAUGGAUCAGUUGAGACGGAGUCUGGUGUUGUGAUUGUCACUACUGAUUCUGCUGGCUCGUUGUACACCACUACAUCUGAAUUUCCUAAUUCACUUGGAGGCUUGACUACGUUCACUACAACUUGGACAACGACUCAUUCCGAUGGAUCAGUUGAGACGGAGUCUGGUGUUGCGAUUGUCACCACUGAUUCUGCUGACUCGUUGUACACUACAGGUUCCCCGAUUGAUAAUAAUGAUGCAACAAUCCUUUAUACCACUACAGUGACAGCUACAGAUGUCAAAGGUAUUACUAAGACCGAGGAAUGUAUUGUUUUUGUUACACAUGAUAUUUCUGGUAAGGAUGUUACCACUACCAAGACUAUCACAAGGAAUCGGUGUGCACAAUGCACCCAUUUCAUUUCCUCAGUUGUAACUCGUCAUGAUGAUGGCUUCAUUGAGACCAAAUCUUGCGAGGUUUUGAUUACUACCGAUUCUCAAGGACACAUUUACACUACCACUAUAAUUAAAGGUAGCCACAAGUGUGAGAAAUGUACCCAAUACCGGACAACUUUGACCAAUACCUUAGAGAACGGUCAGAUAAACGUUGAACAAGGCGAAGUUGUGGUAACAAUUGACUAUAAAGGCAAUUUGUGGAGCACUUUUGUUGGACAAAAUGAGGGCUCAAUAGUCACGUACCUGGUAGUCAAUCACUAUGGGUGGACACAAACGGUGAAAGGAGUGGCCAAAACCUUUACUAAGACAGAUGGCUCAGUUGUGGCGACCACUUUCCCAUUAUUGACCACAGAUGGAGUUUAUGGCACCACAAAUGCUGAUGCAGCAGAGACCAAGACGGCAGGACUUGGAGAAGUAUAUGUCAUCACACUUGAUGAUGGCACAGUUGAAACCAAGACGGGUCCGCCAGGUGAGUUUUAUGUAACCACUCACGCAGACGGUUCGGUGGAAACGAAGGUGAUAGAUUCAUCGCCCACUAUUGCAGCUGCGACAACUAAGGACCGUACUACCACCUUGAGCACAAGCUAUCUGGAUGGUAAAUCGACUUCUUCUCUCAUCGCAGUUAAUUCGAUAUUAGUUAAAGGAAUGGCACUGUCGAAUGUUGCCGAUCUCGCAUUCUACUUAUUCUUCUUUAUUUCCAUGCUUUAA
This is a messenger RNA of Sungouiella intermedia, 4641 nucleotides long. Lineage: Eukaryota; Fungi; Ascomycota; Pichiomycetes; Serinales; Metschnikowiaceae. The record is from the annotation of a GenBank genome assembly.